GAUUGUGAAACCGGAGUUCAAGGUGCCACCGAUUCCGGCUCACCUGAUGGACGUGCGCGGUCCGGACGGGUCGCUUGUCAAGAUCAACAUGCCAGAGCAUCACGAUCCGAGCAAACCGCCGAACAACGUCGAAAUGCUGAAGGUGAACAUCGAGGAUCUCAGCCAGUUUCUAUCGUACCAUGAGGUCUUCGGAAAACUGCCUUCCGACAUGCUAACGGGCCCUUCCGCUAGCCUAGUGCCAUCAUCCUCUACCAACACGGCGACGACUAGUGCGCAUAGUAACGGUAAAUUGAACCACAUCCGUCAGCAUACGGGGGAAUCUCCGUUCAAAUGUAGCUACUGCGCAAAGAGCUUCACCCGCAAAGAACACCUGACCAAUCACGUUCGCCAGCAUACCGGUGAAUCGCCUUACCGAUGUCCGUACUGUGGCAAGACGUUCACCCGCAAGGAGCAUCUAACAAACCACGUAAGAUUGCACACAGGCGAAACACCCUACCAGUGCACAUACUGCGGGAAGAAGUUCACGAGAAAAGAACACCUUACCAAUCAUGUCAGGUUGCACACCGGCGAAACUCCUUUCCAAUGUUCUUAUUGUCAGAAAAAGUUCACUCGGAAAGAGCAUUUAACGAACCACGUCAGGUUACAUACCGGCGAGACUCCUUUUCAAUGUUCUUAUUGUCAGAAGAAGUUUACUCGUAAAGAACAUUUGACGAACCACGUCAGGUUACAUACUGGCGAAACUCCUUAUCAGUGUACCUACUGCGACAAGAAGUUCACUCGCAAAGAGCACCUCACGAACCAUGUCAGAUGGCAUACGGGAGAGACUCCCUACCAUUGCACGUAUUGCGAGAAAAAGUUCGCCCGCAAAGAGCACCUUACGAAUCAUGUCAGGUUACAUACCGGCGAAACUCCCUAUCAGUGUACGUACUGUGAGAAGAAAUUCACUCGCAAAGAGCAUCUCACGAAUCACGUCAGACUGCACACUGGCGAAACUCCAUACCCGUGCACGUACUGUGAAAAGAAGUUCACUCGUAAAGAACACCUUACCAAUCAUGUCAGGUUGCACACGGGGGAAACCCCUUAUCAGUGCACGUACUGUGACAAGAAGUUUACUCGAAAAGAACAUUUGACUAACCAUACGAGAUUGCAUACCGGAGAAACCCCUUACCAAUGUACGUACUGCCAGAAGAAAUUCACGAGAAAAGAGCAUUUAACGAAUCACACCAGAUUGCAUACGGGCGAAACUCCUUACCAGUGUUCUUAUUGCCAGAAGAAGUUUACUCGCAAAGAACACCUUACGAAUCACGUCAGACUGCAUACUGGUGAGACUCCCUACACGUGUACCUAUUGUCAGAAGAAGUUCACGCGUAAAGAACAUUUGACGAAUCACCUCAGAUUGCACACUGGCGAGACUCCCUUCCAGUGCACGUAUUGCCAGAAGAAGUUUACGAGAAAAGAGCAUUUGACAAACCAUACCAGAUUGCACACCGGAGAAACUCCCUAUCAGUGCACGUAUUGCGGGAAGAAAUUCACCCGAAAAGAGCAUUUAACAAAUCACGUCAGGCUCCAUACGGGGGAUUCACCGCACAAAUGUGAGUACUGCAACAAGACGUUCACACGGAAGGAACAUUUGAACAAUCACAUGCGUCAGCACAGUGGCGACAAUCCGCACUGUUGCAACGUAUGCAACAAGACGUUCACCCGGAAAGAGCACCUGAUCAACCACAUGAGUCGAUCCCACACUGGCGAGCGGCCAUUCCAGUGCGAUGAGUGCGGUAAAUCGUUCCCAUUAAAGGGUAACCUGCUGUUCCACCAACGCAGUCACACCAAGGGCCAGCCGAUGGAUCGGCCGUUCCGAUGCGACAUGUGCCCCAAAGACUUCAUUUGCAAGGGUCACCUGGUGUCGCACCAGCGGUCGCAUACGGGCGAGAAGAACCACCAUUGCCCGCAGUGCAGCAAAUCGUACGUUGAGCGGGGCAACAUGCUGCGGCACAUGAAGAAAACGCAUCCGGACGCGGUUAUUCCGGUGCUGCCGAAGUUGCCUCACAUUAAGGUCGAACCGAAGUCUACCGUAUCUCAGCCCGCGUCCGUGGUGACGUCGCCGGCUCAGGCCACGUCAACUAUAACGUCGAUUAUCUCCAACAAUACUCAUCCAUCGCAGCAUCAUCAUCACAUUCAACCGAAAAUGGAACAGAAAUCUCAGAUACAUCAUCUUCCGCUUCCUCAUCAGCAUCCAGCUCACCAGCUGCACCACCACAUCUCGGCGGGCCCCCCGCCGCCGCCGCCAUCGAUGCAUCUGCCGCCGCCAAAUCCGCAGUUGGCAGCGCUCGCCCUCCAUCAUCAGCCGCCGCCGCAUCCACAGCAGCAGCAACCGCAGCCGCAGCAGCCGCCGGAAAACCACCAGCAACCGGGACCGGGCCCAGCUGGACCCCUUCCACCUCAGCACCAUACGGUCCCGGUUACUAUUAUAACCCAUGCUGGAAGCAUUAAUCCGGCUAACAUGCCGGUAGUAGAUGGCGGUCCGGCCAACAGUCGCGUAGUUACCUUCACCGGUGGUGGCACACGUGGAGGAAGCGUGGCCGACAGCAGUGUCGCUGGUAGUCACGUGCUACAGGGGUCGGUAAACGUUGCGACCAAUCUGCAUGCGUACCAGCAGCAUCCUAUCUCGCUGGUGCCUUUGCUUCAACAGCAGCAACAACAUCAGCCACAUUCGCUAUUGCAACCGUCUCAGCAGCUGUUCAAGUCAGAACACAACAAAACACUAACCCAGCUGUAG
Molecule: messenger RNA, 2776 nt
Organism: Anopheles nili
Lineage: Eukaryota; Metazoa; Arthropoda; Insecta; Diptera; Culicidae
Product: zinc finger protein 271-like
Exons: 20
Coding region: 47-2776 (909 amino acids)
Biological process (GO): regulation of transcription by RNA polymerase II
Cellular component (GO): nucleus
Molecular function (GO): DNA-binding transcription factor activity, RNA polymerase II-specific; RNA polymerase II cis-regulatory region sequence-specific DNA binding
Source: RefSeq, a predicted model, not a curated record